AUGGCAGAGUCCGAAUUCGGCUCUUCCUUCAUCCCAGCACUUUAUAAGCCGCCUGCUUUGCUGCCUAUAGCGAAGCAUAGACAGAGUCUGCUCUACCUGGUCGAAACUCGCCAAGUCACUAUCGUUGUUGGACAGACCGGCAGUGGAAAGACAACGCAAAUACCUCAAUUCCUCGAGAAGGCUGGCUGGUGCGCUGAUGGAAAGGUAGUCGCUGUCACACAACCGCGUCGCGUCGCUGCGACAACUGUCGCCGUCAGGGUAGCCGAGGAGACGGCCACUGAGCUGGGUAAAGAGGUGGGAUACUCCAUCCGCUUCGAUGAUGUUUCAUCGGCUGCGACACGCAUAAAAUUUCUGACAGAUGGAAUUCUCAUUCGGGAGGCCCUCGUUGACCCCCUGUUGUCUCGUUACUCAGUCAUAAUGGUCGAUGAGGCCCACGAACGGUCCGUUAGCACCGAUUUUCUUCUAGGGUUGCUCAACAAGAUUCUCAAGCGACGCCCAGGGUUGAGGAUCAUAAUAAGCAGUGCCACUCUUCAAGCUGAAGAGUUCCUAGAUUUCUUCACCAGGCGUGGUGAGACGAACACACAGGAUCAAUCCCAGGUCACAGGUGCGAUCAUCAGCAUUGAGGGGCGGACGUAUCCCAUCGAUAUACUCUACCUGGAAUCACCUGCUGAAGAUUACGUUGAAAAGGCCAUUGGGACAGUGCUCGAAAUCCAUGCCAAGGAACCAAAAGGUGACAUUCUUGUCUUUCUCACAGGAAGAGACGAGAUCGAAUUUGCAAUCAACGCAGUCGCAGAGCGCUCCGCACAGUCUGACCCAGCCUUGCAAGUCUUGCUGCCACUCCCACUAUACGCCGGGCUCUCAACGGACCAGCAAAUGUAUGUUUUUGAGCAGGCACCAGAAAAUACGAGAAAGGUCAUAUUCUCGACCAAUAUCGCUGAAGCCUCGGUCACGAUCGACAGCGUCACUUACGUUGUGGAUUGUGGCUUUGUCAAGCAGCGUGCUUACAACCCCCAGUCCGGCAUUGAAACCCUGACUGCAGUUCCAACCUCCAAAGCAGCAGCAGCGCAGAGAGCAGGGCGAGCAGGCCGAACAAGACCUGGGAAGUGCUACCGACUGUACAAGGAAGAAUCGUACAAAAACAUGCCCGAUGCCAACAUACCAGAAAUUCAGAGAUCAAACCUCGCGCCUUUCAUACUGCAGCUGGGGGCUCUAGGAAUUGCCAAUUUUCUACGAUUCGACUUUUUGACACCACCUCCAGCUGAGCUGAUGUCCAGGGCCCUCGAGUUACUCUAUUCGCUUGGUGCCUUGGACGACUAUUGCAAGUUAACGAAACCGCUAGGGAUGCGAAUGGCAGAACUGGCAGUGGAGCCAAUGAUGGCCAAAACCUUGCUCUCUGCCGCUAGUUUCGGAUGUGUCAGCGAGAUUUUGACAAUAGCAGCCAUGAUGAGUGUUGGAGGCAGUGUAUGGGUUCAAAAUGAUGGCCAGCUGAAGGAGCUAGAAAGCUCAAGGCGGAAGUUUGCAGCAGAUGAGGGUGAUCACCUCACUCUAUUAAAUGCAUACCAAGCUUUUGUGAGCACAGGACGAAAGGAGGGUCGUUUCUGCCAUGACCACAAUCUCAACUUCAAGGCUAUGACGCGUGCAGUCAGUAUAAGAGCCCAGUUGAAACGAUAUCUUGAGCGAUUCGGCAUCAAUAUCGAAGAGUCGCUCGCCGUCAAUCAAAACCCGGGCAACGAUCCAGUGAAAAAGGCCGAGCAAAUAAGACGCUGCCUGACCACAGGGUACUUUUCCCAGGCGGCGAGAAUGCUUCCGGAUGGUACUUUCAGCACCAUCGAUGGUGGAAUAGUCCUUCAUGCCCAUCCCAGCAGCGUGAUGUUCAACCGCAAAGCUGAUUGGGUCAUUUUCACCGAGGUCAUGGAAACGGCGAACAAAACUUUCAUCCGAGAUGUUUCCGGGAAGGUACCUGGCAGCCUGGAUCUUCCCUUCACCACGUUACACGAGCCACCUGCGAAUACGGUUCUCACUCCGUCACUCUUUUGGUUCGACUUGCCCCACAGGCUCCCUAUUGUGCAGAAAUCACCGCAAGCUUGGAUCUCGAACGCUGCCCCUGACGAUGGCCCUGUUUACACUGCCGGUGGGCAGUUGCACUGGGCCUGGACCCAGGUUGUGUUCCAUGGGUUCUUCACCAGCCCGCUGCCGCAAGCAGGCGUGCGCCGAAGAGUUACCACCCGCGGUGCUGGGCAAACCAGGCUGCCAGGAGCUUCUGACUCGGCCGAAAAAAGCUUUGCGGUCGAGAGAUCGGCGUGA
Diaporthe amygdali is the source of this 2304-nucleotide messenger RNA. RefSeq lists its product as uncharacterized. The coding region runs from base 1 to 2304 and encodes 767 amino acids. Gene Ontology annotation, molecular function: ATP hydrolysis activity; RNA binding. The record is from RefSeq and is a predicted model, not a curated record. The transcript is spliced from 3 exons. Gene Ontology annotation, cellular component: catalytic step 2 spliceosome; intracellular anatomical structure. Lineage: Eukaryota; Fungi; Ascomycota; Sordariomycetes; Diaporthales; Diaporthaceae.